AUGUCCACCGACCACCACAUCGCCCUCCUUGGCCUCGGCACAAUCGGGCUCUCCAUGCUAGCCCUGCACCUCCGCCGCCGCGACACAAAAGUAACUGUCUACGACCCGCGCCCAGACUACGAGAAGCAACUGCGCUCUAUGCUACCAGGUUUCCUGGACGCAGGCUUCGUGUCCCCAACCGCCGAGCAACCGAUCCCGAAAACCGAAAUAGUCGACCAUUUACUCAAGAACAACCGACUAUUCCUCGCCUCGUCCAUCGCCGAGGCAGUACAACAUGCAACCAUCAUCCAAGAACAGAGCCCCGAAGUGACAGCAUCCAAACAAGCCGUGUGGCAAGAAGUCACCAAAACCGCAGCCCCGACCGCCCAUCUGUGGAGUAGUUCUUCGGGCGUGGGCGCAUCGACGCAGGCGGCAGGGAAUAAUACAGACACCAGCGUCGCCGCACGCCUCCUCGUCGCGCACCCGUUCAACCCGCCGCACCUGAUGCCGAUCAUCGAGCUCGUCCCGGGCGAGCAAACCGAUCCGGACCGUGUGGACUUCGCGCGCGAGUAUUUCUGCGCCGUGCCGGGGCCAACACUACCGGCCUCAACGGCGGCCGGCGUCGCGGCCGUAGCGUCCGCCUCGGCAGCGCAGGCAAGCAGCGAGCCCCAGGCAUCGCUGUACUACCGCCCGAUCACGCUGCAGCGCGAGAUCCCCGGGUUCGUGGGCAACCGGCUAGCGUUUGCGCUGCUGCGCGAGGCGUGCUAUCUAGUCAAUGAGGGCGUCGUGUCGGCGCGGGAUCUCGAUGCUAUUGUCACGGCCAGUAUUGGGCCGCGGUGGGCUGUUAGCGGCGUGUUCGAGAGCUAUCAUGCCGGCGGCGGCGCGGGCGGCAUUAAUGCGUUCUUACAGAAGCUGGCGCCGACCAUCGAUGAGACGUGGCGGGGGCUGGGCCAGCUUGAGAUGAGCAAGCCGGGGGAUCCUACGGAACCCUUGCAACGGCCUUGGCGCAAUACCGUUGUGCGCCAGACGGAGGAGGCCUAUGGCCCGUAUACGGCGCAGACGAAGCAGAAGAAAGAUGAGAUGUUGAGGACGACGAUUGAGAUGCAGACUAAGUGCUGGGGGGAAUUGGAAUCCUAG
Penicillium alfredii is the source of this 1116-nucleotide messenger RNA. RefSeq lists its product as uncharacterized. Gene Ontology annotation, molecular function: NAD+ binding; oxidoreductase activity, acting on the CH-OH group of donors, NAD or NADP as acceptor. Gene Ontology annotation, biological process: fatty acid metabolic process. The coding region runs from base 1 to 1116 and encodes 371 amino acids. The transcript has a single exon. NCBI's taxonomy places the organism in Eukaryota, Fungi, Ascomycota, Eurotiomycetes, Eurotiales, Aspergillaceae. The record is from RefSeq and is a predicted model, not a curated record.